Messenger RNA from Trematosphaeria pertusa, 1853 nucleotides. RefSeq lists its product as uncharacterized. The record is from RefSeq and is a predicted model, not a curated record. The transcript has a single exon. The coding region runs from base 269 to 1555 and encodes 428 amino acids. Lineage: Eukaryota; Fungi; Ascomycota; Dothideomycetes; Pleosporales; Trematosphaeriaceae.
ACAGGCUGAUAUGAAGGAGACUUGCCUGGCCCGGCAGUUCAGCGGAUAUAUUUCUCGCUUAGUCAAGCGCGCCCCGGGCUAAGCGUCCUUGGGUCCAGAACUUCAAAACCGACUUCCUGACUUCUUCCUCUUGCCCCUCCGCUUCUUUCACACCGACAACAUCCUUUUAGCGUCGCCAUUCCUUAUGAUUCUGUCGCUACAGUCACCGGAAGCCAUCGUUAGCCUGUGUCGUCCGUUUGUCCCUCAGCGGCUGGCCUGCUGACCAGCCAUGGUGAAUUCAAAAAAUGUCGCUUUCAAAGUCAAUAAGCAGACUCCGACAAGCGCGGCACCACCGCAGGCGUAUGGCACGGUGAUAAAUUGCCGGAAACCGGGCGGCAAGCGAGCGUUGAAGGAAGAAAAAGAGGUCAAAUCCCGGCGGGUGCGCUUGGCCAAGGUUUCCGGAGCGGAAGAGUGGGAUAGGAAGCGCAAACGGGCGGACGACCCCAUACACGAAGAUGUCGCCAAUCCCCGGCCAAAGAAGCUCGCUGUGUCAAAUCGAGACCCAGCUAGUUCAUCGGCACUGGCAAUAAGGGAACGCCCAUUCGCACCCCCGAGGCCGCAACUGCACAAGCCCACUAAGUUCCGAAGAGGAAAGGCCUUGGCCAAAGGUGUCGAUCUGGAUUGCUGGUUCACUAUCCUAUCGUUUUCCGAUCCAGCGCAGUUGCUCGAAAUGCGCGCCAAGAUUGCCUCCUGUUACCGUUUCCUGAGGGAUAAUCCUAAGCUCUGGGAGCACAGCAGGAAUUAUUAUUACGGCGGCACUCUCCCGGAUCCUCCCUCAGAGCUUACUGAAUUCCAAUAUGCUCAUCUGCGACACGGACAUGGUUGCAUGGCCUGCGGCACGCCGUCCACCCGCAAGACGUACUGGGCAUUCCUUCGUCGCUGGUGCAAGACCUGUCUACAGUCGAAGACCAUAAAAGAGCAAGAUGCAAUGGAUAUGUUCAAAGAUGCGAAUGGCGAGGAUAUCUCUUUCAUUUCAAAAUGUCUGCCGGCCGGCAUCUUCGACUCCUGGGGUAACUUUGUGGGCGUCGGACCAGCGAACGCCCACUCUCUCAAGACCGUAUACCUCUAUUCGGAUGUUAAGAAACUCGUAGACGACUUCGUCAAGGAGAGCCGCGACAACUAUGUCUCGUGGCACGCCGAAAUGCGGACCUGGAUCAGCAACAGGGUGAAGGUGGUCGAGGAGCGCCGCGAAUUCGCAAGGAAGAUGGAGCUGUGGGAGGACGCGACCCGGCAGUCGAAAUCCUUUGAUUACCACGAGAAGAAGCAGGCGCGCAAGUUGUUCUUCGUGGACAAGGCGGCACAACUGGUACCACCCAUCAGCCUGAUGGAAAUGGAGUGCUGUCCGUCGUACCGCCGCGCUAUCGCUAUUCCCAAAGAUCCCAAUAUGACGUCGUGGCUUCAACUGAAACCGAAACUGGAAAAGGAAGCAGCAACUUUGAAGAGCAGGGGCGGACCUCGAGAACGGGGGCUAUAUUCAUUAUCCGAAAGCUCGACGCCGAGCAUCGAUCCUUUCUAAUUCUGGUCAAUAUCUAGGCAACGCUCUUUGCUUCGGCAUGUUAUAUGAUGGCUAAAUACACGAUACGUUCAUGGCAUUGGGUCCGGAGUUCGGACGCGGUUAUAAUGUCUACGUGGCGGCUCACGACUUUUCUUACUUACGGUCUUCUCUUCUUGCAUAAUAGGACAUACAUGGUUGGAAACGGCAUUGCGGGGAACAGCGGUGCAACUUCACGUUAUAGACUUGAUGAUAUUUCUCUGUUGGAUGUUUCGCGCAUAUUGCGCAGUAUCUAGAACCGCAAUGUUACUCAUCAGCUACA